Messenger RNA from Amphibalanus amphitrite, 2352 nucleotides. RefSeq names its product chitin deacetylase 1-like. The transcript is spliced from 11 exons. NCBI's taxonomy places the organism in Eukaryota, Metazoa, Arthropoda, Thecostraca, Balanomorpha, Balanidae. Gene Ontology annotation, molecular function: chitin binding; protein binding. The coding region runs from base 119 to 1717 and encodes 532 amino acids. The record is from RefSeq and is a predicted model, not a curated record. Gene Ontology annotation, cellular component: extracellular region. Gene Ontology annotation, biological process: carbohydrate metabolic process.
GCUCGGUUUCCCUGCUCCGUAGACUGCUCUGACACACUUUGUCAGCUCAGUGUUGGUGUGAUGCUCGAGCUCGACGGUCGCUCGAUUGGCGGCGUCUGAUAGACGACAGAUAGUCAACAUGUGGCACCCGAUAUGGCUGGUGACGCUCCUCUGCGCAGGUGCCGUCAACGGUAAGCAAUGGCCGGGGAAGCUGCGGUUCCCCUGGCAGAAGGACCGCGACAGCUCGCGCUACCAGGUGCCGUGCGUCAGCAAUGGCAAGUUCUACCGAGACCCGAACCGGGACCCUGAGCUAAUGCACACCAGCGACAGCUGCGCCCAGUACUAUCUCUGCAUCGAUGAAGAAGUGUACGAGUUUAAAUGUUCCCGAGAUCUAAUGUUCGACAUAGACCGUCAGAUCUGUGACUUCAAGGCCAAAGUGCGCAACUGCGGAGCAAAUGUCCAGAUGACCACUCCGAAGCCGAUUUUGAACACGAUCGAGCCCAUCUGUCCUCAAAACCACCACGCCUGCGGCACGGGCGACUGUAUUCCUGCCGAGCUCUUCUGCGAUGGGCAAAAUGACUGUCCGGACAAUAGCGAUGAAGGCUGGUGUGACCCGGAGCACGACCCGAACGCCGCUCCCAAGUGUAAGUACCAGAACUGCACUCUGCCCAGCUGCUGGUGCUCUACCGACGGCACCCUGAUCCCCGGAAACCUGGAGCCCAGCCAGGUCCCGCAAAUGGUCGUCGUCACUUUCGACGACGCCGUCAACUCUCAGAACAUCGACAUCUACAGGAAGCUGUUUGAUAAGGAGAAGCGUAAGAACCCGAACGGCUGCCCAUACCACGCCACCUACUUCGUCUCCCACGAGUUCACCAACUACCGGGACGUGCAGGAGCUGUGGAACCUCGGACACGAGAUCGCCGUGCACAGCAUCACUCACCGUAAGCCGGAGGACUGGUGGACCAACAACGCCACCAUCGAGGACUGGUUCGAUGAGAUGGUCGGCCAGGCCAACAUCAUCAACCGCUACGCCGGAAUCUCCAUGGAGGACAUGUGGGGUAUGCGCGUGCCGUUCCUGCGUGUCGGCUGGAACCGCCAGUUUGUGAUGAUGCAGGAGUUCGGCUUCGUGUACGACUCGUCUGUGACGGCUCCGUACUCCGAUAUCCCCUUCUGGCCGUACACCCUCGACUACCGGAUCCCGCACAAGUGUGUCGGAGAGGGAGUCAAGUGCCCGUCGCGGUCCUUCCCAGGCAUCUGGGAGAUGGUGAUGAACCAGCUCAAAGUGCACGAAUACACGUGUGCGAUGGUAGACAACUGUCCGCAAGUGGAGGACGAGGAGGAACAGUUCCAGGUGUUCAUGAGCAACUUCAAGCGCCACUACACGACGAACCGGGCACCGUUCGGACUCUACUUCCACACCGGAUGGUUCCAGAAAAAGUCCAACCUCAAGGCCUUCUCCCGUUUCCUGGACGCCAUCGGUCAGAUGCAGGAUGUCUGGGUGCUCAACAACCGUGAGGUGAUCCAGUGGAUGAAGAACCCCAAACCGCUGGGACAGAUCAACCAGAUGGAGGAGUGGAAGUGCGGCAAACAGAUUCCGCUGGAGGACAAGGCGUGUAACAUUCCCAACACGUGCCACGUUCGGAGCCGCGUGCUCCGGACGGACCGUUACCUGUACACGUGCUUCGAGUGUCCCAUCCACUACCCGUGGCUGAGGGAUGAGUUCGGAGUGGACCUGUGAGCGCUGGUCGGCACGAGAAAUGCUAUAACGAUACUCCAGUAUCACCAACCUGUUACGACCCAAUAAUGGUGAUGCUAUGAAAUGAGGAAACCCACCGCUAAGGCAAGCGAACUAAGUAUUGUCAGUGAUCUAGAACUAUGGAGUAAGAUUAAUGAUACAUACGCAGUUUAUAAGGAUGACGGAGGGACACAUCAGAUAAUUGAUACAUCGUACCGUCUACCGAAAGCUCAUGCUAAUUUUUAAUCAUCAGCAAUUUGCUCUUGCGUGAGUCAGUGACUGGUGACUCCGAAAAAGAGCACUGGGGGCAAUCUCGAGUGACGUUUUUUCGGCGAUUUGAGGUCGAUUUACCUUUAAGCUCGUUUUGGGAUGUUAUGCGAGUCGUACGGGCGUGAAUGUAGCCUGCUACGGCGUUGAAAUGCGAGUGAGGAAUUGCGCAGUAUUUUAUUGCACCAACCCUAAGUUAUUGGUGUUGAUUGUUUUAUAUACUCAACACGCACAUGCAUCUGCUUAGUGCUGCCUUUGUUGUUACGGUGUUGUUACGCUGAUGUUGCGAGUUGUUAUGGCAUAUUUAUGAAGUUAUCGGGAACGUGGACACUGGUUGCGACUAUCAAUAAAGGCUUCAAAAGCGUCAUGUG